Meloidogyne enterolobii is the source of this 2480-nucleotide messenger RNA. The record is from the annotation of a GenBank genome assembly. Lineage: Eukaryota; Metazoa; Nematoda; Chromadorea; Rhabditida; Meloidogynidae.
UUUUUUCUAGCCAAAUAUAUUUUUUUCACAAAUUUAUAAACCAAAAAAUAUAUACUUGUAUAGGGACUUCUAUUUGACUUUGAUAUUAUGUCUUUCUUGUUUUUUAUAUAGGGACCUCUUUUUGACUUUAAUUUUUUUCUCCAAAUAUAAAUUUUUUAAAUAAUUUUCUAAAUAUAAAAUUUCUAAAUUUUUCUUCAAUUAAUUUUAGAUUUGUUUUUUAACAAUUUUUUUUUAAUUUUUUGUAUUUGCUUGUUAUUUUUUUAAUAUUGAAUUUAGGGGAGUUCUUAUUUUGCUUCUAAAACAAUUUUUUCUUAAUCAAAAAUGGAUUUGUCUCUAAUAAAUAUAAUUGAAACUUUAAAUGUUGACGCCGUUCAGGAAUCAAUUUCUUCAUUAAAAGAUAAAGGAACAGAUUUGGAACGUAUAAAAUCAUCAAUAGAACGUGUUUUGCGUACUAAAGCUUUGGAAUUUGGGCGUUCAGACAUUCCUAUUGUUGAUGUUGAAGCUUUUGUGAAAUUUGUUAUUGGAUUGGCAGAAAAGGAUAUUGGAGUUUCUAAAGAAAAUGAUAAAGACAAUAAAAUUUGCACUAAAACAUUAACAAUUCAAAUACUUCAAGACAUUUUUGAUGUUUCUACAACUCAACGAUGUGAACAACUUUUUGGAAUUAUUGAGAAUAACAUUCAUAUUUGGAAAACGCCAUUCUUCUUUUCUUCAUGCAAAAAUAUGAUUUUACGUCUGUGCAAUGAUUUACUAAAACGACUUUCUCGUUUUAUUGAUACAACAUUUUGUGGACGUAUUUUAAUACUUUUGGCUAAAUCUUUACCUUUAAAUGAAAAAUCUGGAUUAAAUUUGCCUGGACAUUUUAAUACACAAAAUGUUACUGUUUUUGAUAGAGAAAAGAAAGAUCAACAUCCACAACACGAAGAAAACGAACAGCGUAUGGAAGAAGGACCAGAAGAACCUCCACAACUUCCAUCAGUUUCUUCAACAGCAGGAGGAGUAGAUGAUGAUAUGGAAGUUGGGGAAAUUAGGGAUCAUCGAGAUUCAUUUGGAGGAACAAUUCCAAUUGAUUAUAAUUUGUAUUUUAAUUUUUGGGAUUUACAAAGAUUUUUUUCUAAUCCAAAUUUGUUGUUUGAAAAUGAUAAUUUUACAAAAUUGGAAAAUGAAUGUUCUGGUGAUGUUGGUUCUCCCCAACAUGGAAAAGCUUAUAAUAAUUUUAACAACAAACAUGAGAAUUCAAUGGAAAUAGAUUAUGAUUGUGAUACUAAAAAUGAUGUUAAAAUUAUUAAUUUAGACGACAAAAAUUCUGAUAAUUCAUUCAAAAAUAAUUCAAAUAUUGGACAACGUUUAAAUGUAGAUUUAUCUGAACGAACAUUUUGUGCUAAAUAUUUGACUAGUGAAAAGUUAUUUCCUUUUCAAAUGUCUGAUUCACAAUUUCGACGUUAUUUUCUUCUUCAAUUUUUAAUUAUUAGCAAUUAUUUGGCUUCUAGAACGAGACCAAAAGAGUUUGGAAUUUUAGCGCUAGAAUUGAAUUCAACUCAAGAAGAAACAUUACAAGGUUUAAUGGAUAAAUGUUAUAAUCUGUUGAGGGAGACUUAUCCAAAUGGAUCUCGUUUUGCUUCUUCUGUUAAGAAAUUAUUACUUCGAGAAAAGCAAUGGUGUUCUUGGAAAGCUGAUGGUUUUCCAGAUUUAUUUAAUAACAGCAACAUACAAUCCUCCUCUUCUUGUGAUGAUAUUAAAUUUGAAAGAAAACAAAUUUCUACACGUUAUGUCGCUAAUUCUAUUGAUCUUGGAAAUUCAGAAUUAACACGUUUAUGGACAAUAGAAAAGGAUAAUUUAACGGCUUGCAAAAAUGUUAAACGUAAUUGUAUUCCAAAUUUGAAAAGUUUUUUGGAAGAAGCUUUGGAUGAAUUGGAUCCAGAACAACAAGUAGAAGAAAAAUAUCAAUCUGUAAAUGAUGAACAUUAUCAAUGGAUGGCUAGUAGAUUUUUAUUAAUGAAUAGUGAUCAACAUAUAGUUUGUUGUUUUUAAUUUUUUAAAUUUUUUUUUUAAAUUUUGGGGUAAACAGUAGGAAGAGUUGGCGGAUUCGGAAAGAAAAAAGGCCGAAUAUCCGAAAUUUUCAGAUCGGAUCCGAAUAUCCAGUGAUUUUUUAAGAUUAGCCAACUCUAGAUAAGAGAGAAGUAUACGUUCAGGUCCGGGAAGGUAACGAUCCUGCAGUUAUCCUGUAGUUAUUCCUAGGCAAUUUCGCUCACCACACACAAUUGCUCUACCGAUAGGGGCGCUGUUUUUCUUAUUUUCAUAAAAUAAAUCUUAAAUACCCGUCUAGUAAGUGUUUUAAAUGUUAUCACAUUUAAAUAUGUUUUUUACAUGUUUUUUUUGGUUACUUCUCUCUGGUUCACUACGAGCUCGCGUGGUAGACUAGUCUUGCUUUGUGAAUUUAUUUUUGGGAUUAUUUUUUUGUAAAAUUUAUUUUUGGGAAGCAA